UGCCUCUGACUUGGCCUGUGUCUCUCUCUGUCUAUGCCUCCCCUCACUUGCUCUUAGUGCUGGAGCCUCAGUCCCUCAUCUUUCCGCCUUUUCUAAGUCUCUUCACUGGUCUUUGCUUUUAUCUCUCUGCCCCUAACGCAGAGUCUUCCUCUACUUCCAGGCUCUUUUCGGAGUCUGCAGGCUUCCCUCUGCAUUGACUGGGUCUGUUGGUCUGGUCAGGAGGACCUUGGGUCCUGCGGCUGUGGGUGGCCUGGUGCCAAAGGAGGGAGGAGCCCAUGGGGGCGGGAUUGGCUCUAAAGCCACCUCAUAAAGACGGGGACUGCACGAAGCUUUCUGGAGGAGUCCUGGAGGGGCUGUUUGUUUCGACAGGCAGACCCCACGAGCUCAGCUGGGGCUCUGCAGUGUCAUGCCCUGGAGUCCCCUGGCUGCGCUGAGCUGGGCGCUGGUGCUGAGGCUGCUGGCUUUGCUGUGGCCCCCUGGACGGGGUGAGGCGUGCAGCUGCGCGCCUGCUCACCCCCAGCAGCACGUCUGCCACUCUGCUCUAGUGAUACGGGCCAAAAUAUCCAGUGAGAAGGUAGUCCCUGCCAGCGAAGACCCUGCUGACACUCAAAAAAUGAUCCGGUAUGAAAUCAAACAGAUAAAGAUGUUUAAAGGGUUCGAGAAGGCCAAGGAUAUUCAGUAUGUCUACACGCCAUUUGACUCUUCCCUCUGUGGUGUGAAACUAGAAACCAACAGUCAGAAGCAGUAUCUUUUGACUGGCCAGAUUCUCAGUGAUGGAAAAGUCUUCAUCCAUCUGUGCAACUACAUUGAGCCCUGGGAGGACCUGUCCUUGGUGCAGAGGGAAAGCCUGAAUCAUCACUACCACCAGAACUGUGGCUGCCAAAUCACCACUUGCUAUGCAGUGCCGUGUACCAUCUCAGCCCCUAAUGAGUGUCUCUGGACGGACUGGCUGCUGGAACGGAAGCUCUAUGGGUACCAGGCCCAGCACUAUGUCUGCGUGAAGCAUGUGGAUGGCAUCUGCAGCUGGUACCGAGGCCACCUACACCUCCGGAAGGAGUAUGUUGACAUCAUCCAGCCCUAGUAGGGACCAGUAACCACAUCCUUGGAAGAGUUCCGAAGACCAAGCUAGUUCUCUGUGGUACUCUGGUCACCACCACCUGCCAUGUUGCUGCCAGAUAAUGGGAAAUGACAAGUGGAUGGCCUGGCCAGCAAAAUGGAGUCUGUGGGGGCAUGUGACAGCUUGUGUCUGUCGUUCACAUCUCCAGCUCACAAUCUGUCAAGGGUUGGAAAGUAGUUUGACUUAUCUUCCUUGCCCUCAGCCCUUCUCCCCUGUCUCCCAAACCUUGUUAGUCUAGACUAUGCCUAUUACUGAGAGUUUUUAUUCUGGCUUUGUUUAACUGGCUUUUCUUAACUCAUAUGAUAAGGGAGAAGCUGUGACUGUCAUAAAAUGUACAACCUUGUGAUGUAUGCUGUGGAAGAUGGGCUGACUAUAUCCUGAGCGAGCUGGUUGGCUAAAAUGAAAAGAAUACACUAAAGCUCCAUAUCUCCUA
Messenger RNA from Arvicanthis niloticus (Nile rat), 1550 nucleotides. RefSeq names its product TIMP metallopeptidase inhibitor 4 (gene Timp4). Gene Ontology annotation, biological process: negative regulation of membrane protein ectodomain proteolysis; response to cytokine; response to hormone. Lineage: Eukaryota; Metazoa; Chordata; Mammalia; Rodentia; Muridae. The record is from RefSeq and is a predicted model, not a curated record. Gene Ontology annotation, cellular component: extracellular matrix. Gene Ontology annotation, molecular function: metalloendopeptidase inhibitor activity; protease binding.